Micropterus salmoides (largemouth bass) is the source of this 5230-nucleotide messenger RNA. RefSeq names its product cytokine receptor-like factor 3. The coding region runs from base 130 to 1467 and encodes 445 amino acids. Gene Ontology annotation, molecular function: protein binding. Lineage: Eukaryota; Metazoa; Chordata; Actinopteri; Centrarchiformes; Centrarchidae. The record is from RefSeq and is a predicted model, not a curated record. The transcript has 9 exons.
AUUUUUAGACUUGAGCAAAACUUCGGCGAAUCUAACGGUGGUGUGGCGCGGCGGCUGCGAGCUGAUUCACAACUUUCGGGAAAGAAAUGGCCACCAGAAAGCACUAAAACAGUGUCAGGAGGCGGGAGGAUGUCUGUGGAGGUGGACUUGUUGCUGCAGGAGGCGAAAGAAAGCAUCGAGGCGGCCCAGAACUACCGCAGUGAACUCCAGCAGCGCCUGCAGGGCCUCAACCAGGCCCGCAAACAGGUCCGAGGCAGCUCGGGUCAGGCCCGCGAGGCUCUCCGGCGGCACUUUGCGGAGCUGCAGGCGGCAGCAGGUCGGCUGCUGACGGAGCGUUUGACCGCUCUGCUGGCUGAGGUGGACGCCAUCGAGGCAGACAGCGUCAAACCGCUAGAUGACUGCCAGAGCCUCAUUGAGCACGGGGUGGGCCAGGCUGACGAGCUGCUGAGAGAAGGAGAGGCAGCUCUGCGUUGUGGUCUUGGGGAGAAGGAGGACCAACUGGGCAGUUUCACCAAGAAGGCCAUGCACAUCCAGCUGGACAGUUUACCAGAGGUACCAGCGCUGGUGGACGUGCCGUGUGUUUCAGCCCAGCUGGAUGACUCCCUGCUGGGUCUGCUGAGGGACCGGGUGUCCCGCCACGGCUCCGUCUCCUCCCACCCGCCCGUCCAGAUCGACGAGCUGCAGGAGAGACCGGGCGGCAUCCUGGUCCGCUGGUGUAAGGUGGAUGAGGACUUUGCUGCAGCAGAUUAUCGGCUGCAGUACCGGCGGUCUGGCAGCGGGGGGAGCCAGUAUGAGGACGCCUACAUCGGUCGGGACUGUGAGUUCCUGGUACUCCACCUCGACCCUCACGUUGACUAUCUGUUUAGGGCCUGCGCCCGCGGGGAGGGUCGCACAGAGUGGAGCCCCUGGAGCAUCCCGCAGACAGGAUACACCACACUCGCACCACAUGAGUGGUGUCCGGGCACCGAGGGCUACAUCCUGAGCAGCAGGAGAAACAUCGCUCUGCGCAAUGACUCCUCCCAAACCCGCUGCUCCGUCCUCUACUCCAACGCACCCACCUACUUCUGUGGCCAGACACUGACCUUCAAGAUCGCUGCAGCAGGUCCAAUGGAUCGGGGUGACUGUCUGGGCGUGUGCGUGGACAACCAGAGUGGGGCAGAGUCACUUCAGAGAGACCAGGCCGUCUGCAUUUCCACCAAUGGUGCUGUAUUUGUCAACGGUAAAGAGAUGACCAACCAGCUGCCCGCCAUCACCCUGGGCUCCGCUGUGACCUUUGACAUGGAGGUGGUGAACCUGUUUCCCAUCAGCAACAACAACCUGAGCGAGGGCGGCAACUUCAAGCUGAGGGUGACCAUCGGCUCGGGGAAUCGGGAGGUGGUGUUUGACUGGCUGGUGGACCAGGCGGUGGACUGCCUCUUCUUUGGCUGCUCUUUCGUCCACUCCGGCUGGAAAGUGCUCGUGUUUUAAGAGCGCUCAACUUUAAAACGAGUGACGCAAAAAUUGACCGUUUUAAUCUGCUGGAGUUUAGGAGCUCGGCCAGCUUAAGUUUUUCCUCUUCUGUCGUUUUUUCCUCUCACACCUGAGCCACUUACAGGGCGACACGUCUGGGACCAGACCACAGUGACAAAGCAACAGCUGCGAGCUCACACUGGAAGGCUCAAGCAGAAGUAAAACUUUGUAAAACACAGCAGACUCUUCUGUCCUGCAGGCCCCGUAACCUUUGAGCCAAAGCUAAAGUUUAAUUUCUGUUAGGAGAAGAGCUUGAACUUGUUAAAACUGUAGUUCAUAUGAAGACUACAUACACAAAAAACAAACCUGAUGUGUUGCAUUUAUCAGUUUUACUUCUGCUAAUUCAGCUUGUUUCUUUGAGAGGCACGGAUUCAGUGUGUUUACAUGCACUUACGAUAAGUAGCUGGGUUACUGGCGGCUCUGUUGUAGAACAAAUCUGGUUUGUGUAAUCAGAGAAUAGAUUUCUGCUGGUGAAAAAGCUUUUUAAUAUCUGGGUUUCUAACCAGACCUCAGAGAGGGUGAAGUCGCGCUGUGACCACAGAGUAGUGCGAAGAAACGCCCAUUUGAAGCUUUUAGUUUGUGCAAAGCAAUUUCCUUUCUCUGUAACCUGAUUUCUCUGAGCAGAUUGUUUUUCUCGUGUGCAUGUAAACGCACUGACUGUGACUGGGAGCCCCUCCGGGAGGAAAUGUGAUUGAUCCUUGUGUUUCCAGACUCUUUGUGUAAACCCUGUCAGUGUGGACCUCCUCCAGCAGAAACUGGCUGCAACAGUGAUCCUGCUCGUCUUCAGGGAGCCACGUUAGAGGGCUGAUAUUUGUGUUCUGCACAGCUUCUUGGCUUUUAGUGUAGUUGGAUCCUCGGGCCUUCUUACAAGGUUGGCCAUUGUUUACAGCUUUUUUAAACGUUUUUAUUUGCCGUCUUCCUCGCUGUGGUGAAGAGUUGUAGUUGGCUGUUGAUCUAUGCAUCGUCUUAAUUUAGCUGUAGUACACAACCUGUCAGGACACACAAUGAUAGAUAAGUUGUUAUCUUUUUUUUUUUUUUGGGAGCAGCAGGAAAGCAAAGACGGGCGCGUUACAAUCAGCCUCUUUAAAGGAGUAAAUUGUUGAACCUGCUUGUCUUGUUUAGCCUAACAAAUAAUCCGUCACUGUGAAAGUCACAAGAUGUCUUGUAUGUUUCUUCGCCUCCUAAACUUCGUCAGACAUUUAAAGGAACAGGUCACCAAAAACACAGUACACGAACAUAGUAAUAUUUUUUUUAUUUUUCAUGCCUUCGUACUUUCGUUAGUUGAAGCUUGCUCACAGGCUUGCGACUCUCCCGACCUCUGAGCCGGUCAGACGCUGGAGAAAUCUUUGGAAGAAAAAGUAUCUGAUGAGUCUGAUUGUCGGGAAGCACAGCGGAGGCUGAAAAAUGCCAGAAUCUCUGCAGCUUUUAAUAUGAAAACGCUGGUAGAAGCUUUGUGCUGCUUGUAACCCCUGAAACUCUGAAGACGGCAAAGAAAUGUCUCUUCAAAUGUAAUGACACAGGAAAUCUCGGCCCCCCAUAGCCUGUUGUCUUUAAAAUAAACAUGUCAUUAUCUCAACAUAACAAAGGGAUUUCUUACUAUCAUGACUUUCUAAUGUUUAAUAUUGUAACCAGAUAUACUCAGAUCUCGAGGUGAUCGUCCGAGAUGCUGAGGGAAGACUUAUCCAGAGAUGAUAAUCACGUACGUUGAGUUAAUGUCACAAUUGAAUCUUUAUCUAAACUAAAUCUUGAGCUUAAAGAUUCAUUCUUGAUAUUAAAAAUAGUAGUUUGACUAAAAACGUGUGGAUGAAAGCUCCCGCUUGUUAAGUCAAUGUUAUCUCAAACCCAAAUCUUGAUAUAACUAAAACUAUUUUACUGUCUGCAGGUAGCUUUCGACUUUUUUUUUAGCUCCCUCUGACGGGACAGACGGAGCUCCCGGCCGAAGACAUGAACUUUGUUUUUGGCUGAACUUUCGCCUUUAAAAUAAUCAACUGUUACUUUUGAAUUACUUUUGCAUUGACAAUCCUAAAAUGAUUUUCAAGAGCAUGUUAACUACAUGAUAGUUAUUGAUUAAUCUGUGAGGAACUAAUGAGCCUCGUUCAGUCCAGUUACACAGUCUGACUUAUCAAUGCAUGAUGGCUGCUGUUAUUAAGAGUGGGAUUAAUGUGAGUUAACAGAAUUAAUAAAAAUAUUGGAAAAAAAAUAAAUAUAUAUGUUUGACCUGAGAAAAACAGAAAAACAAGGCUUUGAUAACGUGGAGCUUCAAAUCAGACAGGAAGUCAGUCUCAUUUCCUCCCUUGGUCUUCAAAUACUUUUGUGGGUCCUGUAGAGUAAAAGAAAAACUGUUUAUAUCUAAAUGAGAAGUUCAGUCGGUUAUUUUUAAACAAGAAGUCCGUUCUUAGCUUCUGUGAUGUGAUGUUGCCGUCCAACUAUUGAGUUAAUUCUAUGAGCACUUUCAAAAAGUUGCCAUUAGGGCUGCGAUAAUGAGGAUAAAAUCUAGCAGGUACACCUAUAACAUGUCGGAAAUGUCUCGUUUUGUCCAUCAAAUGGUCAAAAAUACAAAUAUGUUCUAGAUUAAACAGAAAAGCAACAAUUCCUCACAUCUGAGGAGCUGGACCCAGAGAAUAUUUGGCAUUUUUACUUAAAAAAUGUUCUUAUUUUCAUUAAUCAAUCAUCAAAAUAGUCGAGUAAUUGACAAAUCGCUUCUGCAGUUAGCCAACAAAGACACUGAGAGGAACAUUACUUGUGAUACUUGUUCUGUUCUCAAGAUCCUCUUCUGCUUAGAUGUUUUGUGGCGUCACUGCACCCGGCUGCCGGUCACCAACAAAAAAUUCCAGAUUGUAAACUUCUACAGUAUUUUUAUUUUGUACGAAUGAAACAAACAAGAUCCGAAGUGUAACGUGCCGUUUCCCUCCUGCCUCCAGUUUUUUUAUGACGUGAGAGUGGUGUCAAAUCUUCACACCUCACUUUCAGCAAGAAAGCAAAUGUAACCGUAUAACCCAAAAUGUCUGUUCCUUCAAUGACAAAGCUGUUGUACUUUUGUUUUGGCAACACACAAUGUACUUUUUUGGAAAAAUCCCAAGAGCAUUUCAAACUCUGGUAACAUCACGAUGUUCUAUUACGGCAGUCACCAUGUUACUUUCAUGAAUUUAUUUGUCUGCUGUCAAGUUUUAUGCAACAUUGUCAGUUAUUUGAAAAAUAUUUUGUGAAUCCACUCCGGCCGUGCUUAAUGUCUGUACAACAUGUCCGCCCUUGCGAGGUCUGGGUGAAAGCAUUCUGUCUUUCUGUGGGGUUUUCACAACAUUUUGUUUCUCCUACUGAGAAUAAACAUUUCUUGUGUUUUUCCCUGCACACACAGUGGACUGCUGUUGAUAACACAGGAAGCUGUCAUGGGACGCGUUUCACUUUAAAAAUCAGCUCCAUUUCAACCAACCAGCACGUCUACUUCAGCUCUUUUAACAACGUUCCUCAGAGACGUUUUACUUGUUUUUCAGCUGAUCUGAGGUCAGUGUCUUUGUGGAGGACAGUGGAACCUUGGAUGGUUUCAGUUGAUGGUACAGAUUCCCUGAAACCAGUGAACACAACCUGACUUUCUUCUUCUUGCCUGAAGGAGUGAAAGAAAAAACAAAACAAAACAGUGAAUCCUGCAGGUCAAAGUGCCGCAUUGCAUUUGUUCUCACAGCUGUCAUCCUUGAUAUUUUGUUCAAUAAAAGGUCAAACUAAA